Pungitius pungitius (ninespine stickleback) is the source of this 4106-nucleotide messenger RNA. Its product is annotated as solute carrier family 45 member 4-like. Gene Ontology annotation, molecular function: sucrose:proton symporter activity. The coding region runs from base 9 to 2459 and encodes 816 amino acids. Gene Ontology annotation, biological process: transmembrane transport. The record is from RefSeq and is a predicted model, not a curated record. Lineage: Eukaryota; Metazoa; Chordata; Actinopteri; Perciformes; Gasterosteidae. Gene Ontology annotation, cellular component: membrane. The transcript has 12 exons.
AAACUGUGAUGGGAGGAGAUGCGGAGAAGAGGGAGGCGUCUGGCCUCCCGGAGAAGAUGACCCCAAAGGAAGAAGCAGAACAGAGAGGGAGCGAGACAGAGUCAGAAGGAGAGGGCCGCGGUAUGCAGAUCCCUCUGUAUCGCUGGGUAAUGCAUGGGGCAGUGAUGUUUGGACGCGAGUUCUGCUACGCCAUGGAAACCGCCCUGGUGACGCCGGUGCUGCUGCAGAUCGGUCUUCCUGAGCAAUAUUACAGUUUGACAUGGUUCCUCAGUCCUAUCCUGGGUCUGGUCUUAACACCUGUGAUCGGCUCAGCCAGUGACCGCUGUACUCUGCGAUGGGGCCGGAGAAGGCCCUUCAUUCUGGCCCUGUGCGUAGGUGUGCUGCUCGGUGUGGCGCUGUUCUUAAACGGAUCAUUGAUAGGCCUCUCUGUUGGUGAUAGUCCCAGCAGCCAGCCCAUUGGCAUCAUCCUCACCGUGCUAGGUGUGGUGGUGUUGGACUUCAGUGCUGAUGCCUCAGAGGGACCAAUCAGAGCUUAUCUUCUCGAUGUUGCUGACACCGACGAGCAAGAUAUGGCCUUGAAUAUUCAUGCGUUCUCUGCUGGGCUCGGCGGAGCGGUGGGCUACAUGCUGGGGGGUCUUGACUGGACCGGCACAGCUCUGGGCCAAGCAUUUAAGUCGCAGGAGCAGGUCCUCUUCUUGUUUGCGGGCAUCAUCUUCAUCAUCUCCGUCACACUGCACAUGCUCAGCAUCCCCGAGCAACCUUUCGCUCCUUCCAACCAGCUUAGAGACAGGGAGGCGGGGGGGGAGUCUAGCAGCCAGUUGUCUUUCGGGGCCGUCGGCCACACGGCGCCGUUGCUUGAUGUGAUUGCCGAGGAGGAUGCUUCAGCUCGAGCCCAGUCCGGAGAGGACAACGAAUCCGAUCCCGAGGAAGGAGAAGUGGACUUUGCUGCCAUGGAGCGCGUGCGGAGUAAAAGCGAUUCGGUCUUGGCCAUGCCAGACGCUACCAUUGAGUUGGAUUCUGACCUCGACCCGGACUCACAGCGUUUCCUUCCACCGUUGCAACACUUUCUGCCGGAGACAGAGGCGGAGCUGGAAGAUGCUUUCAGGCCAUCCAACCACAGUGUUGAGUCCUCGUCUCCUUCUGGGGGGCCGGCAGCUCUUUCUGAUAGGAUGGUGGUUUUAGAGCCGACGGAUCCGGAGAGGUCGGAGCUCGACGGUGCAACAAACGACCUCCCUCUCCUUCAGAUCGGUGGCUCAGGCGACGCACAUCUGAAAACCCGGCAGGUCAAGCCUGUCAAUGGUGCUCAUGCUUAUUCGGACCACUGCAAUGUGAUCAACGGCCAAUCCUCGGCUGUGUUGCCAUGCCGCCCCUUCCACGCCUCAGUUUUACCACGACCACACCCACACACCUUCUACAGACAGCCCUCCUUCACUUUCUCCUACUACGGACGAGUUGGAUCACAGCGCUAUCGACUGCGUAAAACGUCCCAGUGGCGAUCUCGGCCAAUCACCAGCUCCUGCAGUCUGAAUGACCUCAGUGAGCUCCAGGGGCACACACACAGGCGAGAGCUGCACCUGUCAGCCAGCAGCCUGUCGUCUGAGGGCUCCAGCAGUGCGGGCGGAUCAGACGACGGUACGACCGUUCGGCUGCUCUGGCUGUCGAUGUUGAAGAUGCCAAGGCAGCUGUGGACAUUGUGUGUGUGUCACCUCCUCACAUGGUUCUCCAUCAUAGCUGAAGCUGUAUUUUACACUGAUUUCAUGGGACAAGUCAUCUACCACGGAGACCCCAAGGCAGCAGGCAAUUCCACAGAGUUACUCAACUAUCACAGAGGGGUACAGAUGGGCUGCUGGGGACUGGUGGUUUAUGCCGCUACUGCUGCUCUCUGCUCAGCAAUCCUUCAGAAGUACCUUGAUAAUUUUGAUCUGAGCAUUAAGAUCGUCUACAUUUUUGGAACUCUGGGAUUCUCAAUAGGAACUGCUGUCAUGGCAAUCUUCCCUAAUGUUUAUGUUGCCAUGGUGAUGAUCAGUAGCAUGGGCAUCAUCUCCAUGAGCAUCUCCUACUGUCCUUAUGCAUUACUAGGGCAGUACCAUGAAAUCAAAGAGUACAUUCACCACAGUCCAGAAAACACUAGAAGAGGUUUUGGUAUUGACUGCGCUAUCUUGACCUGUCAGGUCUAUAUCAGCCAGAUUCUGGUUGCAUCUGCGCUCGGAGCGGUGGUGGACGCAGUUGGGAGUGUGCGUGUCAUUCCUGCAGUGGCCUCUGGAGGCUCCUUCCUUGGCUUCCUUACUGCCUGCUUCCUGGUCAUCUAUCCUGAUGUGGAGCCCAGCGGCUCGGAGCAGGACCUGGGCCCGGUGGGUAUAGCUCGAUGUUCAGACCCAAAUGUGGACCAGAGUUUGGCUCGUGUGGACCUCGCAGAUGGAGAUAUUUUGAAGAAGAAAGAGAAUCACUCUGUUGCCUGAGCGUGUAAAAAAAACUGUGGGUUUCUUCUCACUAAGCGCACACCACAACCUUUAUGGAUUAUACCAAAUGUCUUCUUAUUGUUGCUACCUCAACUAUAAAACAAAUAGAUGGCUGGAUGGAUGAAGGUAGGCCAUUAAACACCAAGAGCCAAAUGGAAGUGACUUUGUGACAAACUAACCUAGCGCACACUACCAAUUCAAAUGGAAGCCUUUAUUGUAGAAACACAGAGAAGCACACCGAGCACUUUGUCUCGCUCCUAAACAGAAUGAUGUAAUAUGUGACAUUUUACUUCGCCAAGCUGCUCUACAACUACUUGAUAAACAAUCCUAGUGCUGUGGGAGUGUGUAACUCUCCAUUACAUGUUGACUUAAAACUGUUCAUUUUUUACCAUUCGCUUCAUGCAUAUUUUAGAUUAUAUUGUUAUAAAUGGCAUGUUUCAAGGUCUUCUACAUUUGUUGCUGAUAUAGCGAUUUCAUACACCCUUUUUAUUCACAUCUACAGUCUGAAUCCGCUACAUGGAAACGUAGUUACACAGGACUUAAUAUUUUCCUUUUCUGUUAAAAGAAAAACCGGUUCAGAAAAAAGUUCUGUUCUCCUUUCACAGCAUGAUACACUAGAAAUGUUUUGUCAGAAGCUGUAAAAAAAUGCUUUUUUGGCACUGAAGGCAACAAUGUGGACAACCAAUUCCAAUGCAACAUUUGUUACAGCGAAGUUUGAUUUUUACAUUCCUAUGAUUUAACACUGAUCUAUGCAAACUCUAAAUGCCUCUGGGUGGGGGUGUAAUGACCAAGUGAAUCUUUAAAAGAAACACCGGACCUAACGGUUCACUUCCCUCUUUAAAUGUUUGUCCAACUCAAACAACAAAUAACAAAACCAAAUUGCUUAACAGAUUUUGUGUCAGAGCAAGGAAGGAGUUUACCUUUGAAUUUUUACCUUGUUUCCUGCUUGCUACGCAUCGUCUUUGCCUGCCGUGAAUAUAAUGAUGUCUUGCAUCAGAUAUAAAAGGGAAAAUUUUAAAUAAAAUAAUGGAACUAAUCACCAAUUUCCCUACAAAUACUAAAACAGUCAAUUGUGUUUGAAGCAUUAGGUUUGUGCCAUUGAGUUAUUUUGAUGGACCAGUUUUUUAUUUUUUAUAAAACACUUGUUGACAAGAAGUUAGGGUACAUACAGGUUAUUAUUUCUUAUUUCCAUGCAAUUGGAGGUAUUUGUAAAAGAAUAAUUUUAUCUGUAACAGAAAAGGAAUAUUCCUUUUUCUGAGGUCUGUCGGCACAUUUAUUUUUCACUAUUUUAUCACGAGUACAUGCAGGUGGACCAAAGACCUGUUUUUUGUUCCAGCCUCUAUUCCUUUCAAGUUGUGUUAUAUUAUUAUAUACUUUAAAUGUUUCUAAAAGAGGUUUUAGGGAGAAACUAUGUUUUUACCAACAAAGCCGUAUAUUUGAUAUUCUUGGAACAGGCCCCUGCUUAAUUAUGAUUUUUUUAAAUGUGAAUUCUUUAUGAUGAUUCUCUAUUGUUGCUGUGUUUUAAGUGAAUAUUUGUUUUUUUUUGCUGCACAGUAUUUUGUACAAUGUGGGGAUAUUUUUUAUUUAAAAUUAUUUUCCCUUCACUUGUGUCUGUUUUUAAAUGCAAUUUUCAAAUCUGUGCAUGAA